Messenger RNA from Brienomyrus brachyistius, 9546 nucleotides. It is a transcript of the gene flncb, whose product is annotated as filamin C, gamma b (actin binding protein 280). Lineage: Eukaryota; Metazoa; Chordata; Actinopteri; Osteoglossiformes; Mormyridae. Gene Ontology annotation, biological process: actin cytoskeleton organization. The record is from RefSeq and is a predicted model, not a curated record. Gene Ontology annotation, molecular function: actin filament binding.
GGGCUUGAGGGUCUCGGAUCCUUUUAAACCCCUGUCCUGCCUUUCGCUUCAUUUAGUCGCACAAGCUUCUCAAACGCCGCUACCUACGGCAUCUCCAGCGCAGCGCUAGUUUACGUUAACUUUACUUUUCUGAAAGUGCAUCCUUGCCCCGCAAAUCCAUCUGCCUCCUAAGAAGCAGCUGCCAAAUUUCUCGUUGCGUUGCCAAUUAAAAGCUGGAGGACGGGAGCCGCAGCCCUGGACAAGAAAGUCGGUUUCUUUUCAUUCACCGGCCGACUGAGAUAAAUGCUCGGAUUGACAAGCCCGGUCAUCCUAACAAGUAGACCCGAAGAGAGCGCUCUCUCCUUUUUUUAACUUCUUGCAAGUUUUGAACUUCUCACCGCGGCUGUGCGCUCCUGGCACUGCCCUGCAAAACUUUUCCCUUUUUUUUAACAAACCCCCACUCCCCCCACCCUGCAUACGUUAGAUUUCUCACACUGGCCUCAGUGAUUGCAGUAUAAAAAGGGCCACCGGGGAAAGCGAAAAACAUGAUGAGCAAUAACACGUACUACGACCAGCAGCAGCUGCCUCAGUACUACCAGGGCACCGAUAACGGCGAAGAUCAGGAAGAGGAGAUGCCCGCCACGGAGAAGGACCUGGCCGAGGAUGCGCCGUGGAAGAAGAUCCAGCAGAACACAUUUACCAGGUGGUGCAACGAGCACCUCAAAUGCAUCAACAAGAGGAUCAACGACCUCCAGAAAGACCUCAGCGAUGGCCUCAAACUGAUCGGUUUACUGGAGGUUUUGAGCCAAAAGAAAAUGUACAGAAAGUACCACGCGAGACCCAACUUCAGGCAGAUGAAGCUGGAAAAUGUAUCGGUAGCCCUGGAGUUCUUGGACAGAGAGCAUAUCAAGCUGGUAUCUAUAGACAGCAAGGCCAUCGUGGACGGGAACCUGAAGCUGAUCUUGGGGCUGAUAUGGACGCUGAUCCUACACUACUCCAUCUCCAUGCCCAUGUGGGAGGACGAGGACGACGAGGACGCCAGGAAACUCACUCCCAAGCAGCGCCUUCUGGGCUGGAUCCAGAACAAGGUCCCUCAGCUUCCCAUCAACAACUUCCACCGGGACUGGCGGGACGGCAAAGCUCUGGGCGCUCUGGUGGACAACUGCGCCCCUGGUCUCUGCCCAGACUGGGAGACUUGGGACCCCAACCAGCCUGUGGAGAAUGCCCGAGAGGCCAUGCAGCAGGCUGACGAUUGGCUGGGGGUACCACAGGUCAUCGCACCAGAAGAGAUAGUGGAUCCAAAUGUGGAUGAGCAUUCGGUCAUGACCUAUCUGUCCCAGUUCCCCAAAGCCAAGCUUAAACCUGGGGCCCCUUUGCGUGCCAAGCAACUGUAUCCCAAGAAGGCCAAGGCCUAUGGACCAGGUAUCGAGCCACGUGGCAAUGUGGUGAUGAAGCCGGCUGAAUUCAUCGUGGAGACUGUUGAGGCUGGGCUGGGAGAGGUCAUUGUGUACGUGGAGGACCCUGAAGGACACACGGAAGAGGCCAGAGUGAUCCCUAACAAUGACAAGAAGAGGACCUACUCUGUCGCCUAUGUUCCCAAAGUUGAGGGUCUUCACAAGGUGAAGGUGCUCUUUGCAGGGCAAGACAUUGACAGAAGCCCCUUUAUGGUUCACGUGGCCAAAGCUCUGGGCGACUCCAACAAGGUGUCGGUUCGCGGGCCGGGCCUCGACCCUGUCGGCAACGUCGCCAACAAGCCGACCUAUUUCGACAUCUAUACAGCAGGGGCUGGGGCCGGAGAUGUCGGCGUGGUCAUCGUGGACUCGCAGGGCCGGAGGGACACGGUGGAGAUCGUCCUGGAAAACAAAGGCGACAGCGUCUUCCGCUGCACCUACCGGCCCAUACUGGAAGGUCCGCACACCAUCUACGUCACAUUUGCAGGCCAGCAGAUUCCCAAAAGCCCCUUUACUGUCCACAUCUCAGAAGCCAGCAACCCAAACGCGUGCCGGGCCACGGGACGAGGCCUCCAGCCAAAGGGCGUCCGGGUGAAGGAGUUCGCCGACUUCAGAGUGUUCACCAAGGGUGCCGGCACUGGAGAGCUCAAGGUCCUUGUCAGGGGACCAAGGGGCGCCGAGGAACCCGUCAAGGUGCAGGAGGUCGGAGACGGCGUAUUUGAGUGCGAAUACUACCCGGUCAUGCCGGGAAAGUAUACAGUCACCAUCACCUGGGGAGGACACACAAUCCCACGCAGCCCGUUCGAGGUUCUGAUCAGUGAGGAGGCGGGGCAACAGAAAGUCCGAGCCUGGGGUCCCGGCCUGGAGACAGGAAUGGUGGGGAAAUCAGCUGACUUUGUGGUGGAAGCCAUCGGAACAGAAGUGGGAACUCUGGGCUUUUCCAUCGAGGGACCAUCCCAAGCCAAGAUCGAGUGUGACGACAAGGGCGACGGCUCCUGCGAUGUGUCCUAUUGGCCAACAGAACCGGGCGACUACGCCGUGCACGUUAUCUGCGACGAUGAAGACAUCAAAGACAGUCCCUUCAUGGCUCAUAUCCUACCUGCUGCCAACAACGUCUUCCCAGAGAAGGUUAAAGCAUAUGGUCCAGGCCUGGAACCCACCGGCUGCAUUGUGAACAAGCCUGCCGAGUUCACCAUCGAUGCCCGUCGUGCCGGGAAAGGGCAGCUGAAAAUCUACGCCCAGGAUGCAGAAGGUUUCCCUAUUGACAUCCAGAUCAUGGAUAAUGGGGACAGCACGUUCUUUUGUGUCUACAUCCCAACCAAGCCACUGAAGCACACCAUCAUCAUCACGUGGGGAGAGGUCAACGUUCCCAACAGCCCUUUCAGGGUGACCAUUGGAGAAGGUAGUCACCCAGAGAAUGUGAAAGUAUAUGGACCAGGGGUGGAGAAGGCGGGGCUAAAAGCCAACGAGCCUACCUAUUUCACCGUGGACUGCAGUGAAGCAGGACAGGGCGACGUCAGCAUUGGGAUCAAGUGUGCUCCUGGUGUUGUUGGGUCAGCUGAGGCUGACAUCGACUUUGACAUCAUCAAGAAUGACAAUGACACUUUCACUGUCAAAUACACCCCCCCUGGCCCAGGUCGUUACACCAUAAUGGUCCUGUUUGCUGACCAGGAAAUUCCCAUCAGCCCAUUCCGCAUCAAAGUGGAUCCCUCCCACGAUGCUGCUAAGGUGAGGGCAGAAGGUCCUGGACUGAACAAGACAGGUGUGGAGGUGGGCAAGCCGACGCAUUUCACGGUGUACACAAAAGGCGCUGGCAAAGCCAAGCUCGACGUCCAUUUUACCGGCGCCGCCAAGGGAGAGGCCGUGCGGGACUUUGAGAUCAUUGACAACCAUGACUACUCCUACACUGUGAGGUACACAGCUGUGCAGCAGGGAAAUAUGACCAUCGCUGUCUCCCACGGAGGUGAUCCCAUUCCCAAGAGCCCGUUCAGCAUCACUGUCGCCCCUCCUUUGGAUCUCAACAAGGUCAAAGUUCAAGGCCUCAGCAACAAAGUGGAUGUUGGCAAGGACCAGGAGUUUGCAGUCAACACAAGGGGCGCUGGAGGGCAGGGAAAAGUUGAUGUGAAGAUCACAUCCCCCUCACGACGGCCAAUCCCGUGCAAGGUGGAAUCAGGCACGGCCAAUGACAUUCACUCUGUGAAGUACAUCCCUCCUGAGGAGGGCCCCUACAAGGUUGACAUCAGCUACGAUGGAAACCCAUUGCCCGGCAGUCCCUUUGCUGUGGAAGGGGUCAUGCCCCCUGACCCAUCAAAGGUACGUGCAUAUGGCCCAGGAUUGAAAGGAGGCAUUGUGGGUAAACCGGCCCCAUUUGCUAUUGACACAAAGGGGGCAGGCACGGGUGGGCUGGGCCUAACAGUGGAAGGGCCUUGCGAGGCAAAGAUCGAGUGUCAGGACAAUGGCGAUGGGUCCUGCUCCGUGUCCUACCUGCCUACUGAGCCCGGCGAAUACUCCAUCAACAUCCUUUUUGCCGAGGCCCACAUUCCUGGCUCUCCAUUCAAAGCGCUGGUCCAGCCGGUCUUCGACCCCAGCAAGGUGACGGCCAGCGGGCCGGGCCUGGAGCGGGGCAAGGUCAACGAGGCGGGCUCCUUCACUGUGGACUGCUCCAAGGCUGGAGAAGCUGAGCUCACCAUUGAGAUAAUAUCAGACUCGGGGUCCAAGGCCGAGGUACACAUUCAGAACAACAGUGAUGGCACGUACUCCAUCACCUAUAUCCCUUCCUUCCAUGGGAUGUACACCCUCACAAUCAAAUAUGGAGGACACGCCGUGCCCAAAUUCCCUGCCCGACUCCAGGUGGACCCUGCCAUCGACACCAGUGGAGUGAAGGUGUAUGGACCAGGCAUUGAAGCCAGAGGGGUGCUCCGGGAGGUCACCACGCACUUCAUCGUCGACGCUCGCGCCCACAGCAAGGUUGGGGGCGGGCAUGUGAAAGCCCGGAUCGUUAACCCGUCAGGAAACAACACCGACAUUUACAUUACGGACAAGGGAGAUGGGACUUACAGGCUGGAGUACACAGCAUAUGAAGACGGCAUGCACCUGAUUGAGAUCCUGUAUGAUGACGUUGCGGUUCCCAAGAGUCCCUUCAGGGUGAUGGUCACUGAGGGCUGUGACCCAACACGCGUGCGGGCAUAUGGUCCUGGACUGGAAGAGGGACUGGUUAACAAGCCCAACCGAUUUACUGUGGAAACAAGAGGUGCAGGGACUGGAGGGUUGGGUUUGGCCAUUGAGGGACCCUCCGAGGCCAAGAUGUCCUGUAAGGACAACAAAGAUGGCAGCUGCAGCGUGGAGUACAUCCCGUUUACCCCCGGGGACUAUGACGUCAAUAUCACUUUUGGAGGGCAUCCCAUACCUGGAAGUCCCUUCCGUGUUCCAGUCCGGGAGCUGGUGGACCCCAGCAAGGUGAAAUGCACCGGGUCUGGGCUGGGGAACGGCGUGAGGGCGCACGUGCCCCAGACGUUCACCGUGGACACCAGCAAAGCCGGCCUGGCCCCCCUCGAAGUGCUGCUUUAUGGGCCAACUGGGGCCGCUGAACCCGUUAGCAUCAAAGACAACGGCGAUGGCACGCACACAGUCAACUACACGCCUGCCAAGGACGGGCCUUACACUGUGUCGGUUAAAUAUGCCGACCAGGAGGUUCCUCGUAGUCCGUUUAAGAUUAAAGUACUGCCCGCUCACGAUGCCAGCAAGGUGCGUGCCAGUGGGCCCGGGCUCAACGCCUCCGGCGUGCCCGCCAGCCUACCCGUUGAGUUCACCAUCGACGCACGGGACGCCGGAGAAGGACUGCUCACCGUGCAGAUUCUGGAUCCCGAGGGGAAGCCGAAGAAAGCCACCAUCCGGGAUAACAGAGAUGGAACGUACACAGUGUCCUAUGUGCCGGACAUGACGGGACGCUACACCAUCACCAUCAAGUACGGUGGAGAUGAGAUUCCGUACUCGCCCUACCGCAUCCACGCCCUGCCUUCAGGGGAUGCCAGCAAAUGCCUGGUCACAGUAUCCAUUGGUGGACAUGGAUUGGGUACAGGUCUUGGAUCCACCAUUCAGAUCGGGGAGGAGACUGUCAUUACAGUGGAUGCGAAAGCUGCAGGAAAGGGAAAGGUCACCUGCAAGGUGUCCACGCCCGAUGGUGCGGAACUGGAUGUGGACGUGGUGGAGAACUCCGACGGCACCUUCGACAUCUACUACACGGCCCCAGAGCCGGGCAAAUACGUCAUCACCAUUCGCUUCGGAGGGGAGCAGAUUCCCAACAGCCCCUUCCAUGUGGUGGCAUGUGACACCAUCCCUAUAAUCGAGGAACCAUGUGACAAGCUACAGUUACAUCAGCCCUACGCACCCUACCAGGGCUACCCCCCACACUGGGCCACGGAGGAACCGACUGUCCCCGCUGAGAGCGCAGAGCCCUUGCUCCGACCUUUCAAUCUAGUCAUACCCUUCACGGUACAGAAGGGCGAGAUCACAGGUGAAGUUCGCAUGCCAUCUGGCAAGACGGCUCGUCCCCAUAUCACCGACAACAAGGAUGGCACAGUAACGGUGAGGUACGCCCCAACAGAGAAGGGCCUACAUGAGAUGGACAUCAAGUAUGACGGCAACCACAUACCAGGAAGCCCUUUGCAGUUCUAUGUGGAUGCCAUCAACAGUGGCCAUGUGACGGCCUAUGGGCCUGGCCUGAGCCACGGCGUGGUGAACAAGCCCGCGACGUUCACCAUCGUCACCAAGGAUGCUGGAGAAGGCGGUCUGUCACUGGCUGUGGAGGGUCCAUCCAAGGCAGAGAUCACAUGCAAGGACAACAAAGAUGGCACCUGCACCGUGUCUUACAUGCCCACUGCGCCUGGCGACUACAACAUCAUCGUCAAGUUCGAUGACAAGCACAUCCCAGGCAGCCCCUUCAUGGCUAAGAUUACAGGCGAUGACUCUAUGAGAACUUCGCAGCUCAAUGUCGGCACGGCAACUGACGUCUCCCUGAAGAUCACGGAAACAGAUCUCAGCUCGCUUACAGCGAGCAUCCGAGCUCCUUCGGGCAACGACGAGCCAUGUCUUCUUAAGAGACUCCCCAAUCGCCACAUUGGUAUCUCCUUUACUCCUAAGGAAGUGGGCGAACAUGUAGUGAGCGUGAAGAAGAGUGGAAAGCAUGUGACCAACAGCCCGUUUAAGAUCAUGGUGGGCCAGUCUGAGAUCGGGGACGCCAGUAAGGUGAAGGUGUUCGGCAAGGGUCUGGCGGAAGGCCACACCUUCGAAGUGGCCGAGUUCAUUGUAGACACAAGGAACGCAGGAUAUGGAGGACUGGGAUUGUCAAUCGAGGGUCCGAGCAAGGUGGACAUAAACUGUGAGGAUGUGGAGGACGGGACAUGCAAGGUGACCUACUGCCCCACAGAGCCUGGCAACUACAUCAUCAACAUUAAGUUCGCUGACCAGCACGUCCCAGGAAGCCCGUUCACGGUGAAGGUCACGGGAGAGGGAAGGAUGAAGGAGAGCAUUACCAGGAAGAGACAGGCCCCUUCAAUCGCCACAGUGGGCAGCACCUGUGACCUCAACCUCAAAAUCCCAGGGAACUGGUUUCAGAUGGUGUCGGCUCAGGAGCGCCUGACACGCACCUUCACGCGCAGCAGCCACACGUACACGCGCACCGAGCGCACCGAGAUCAGCAAGACGCGCGGCGGUGAGACCAAGCGAGAAGUGCGCGUAGAAGAGAGCACGCAGGUCGGCGGGGACCCCUUCCGCGACGUCUUCGGGGAGUUCCUGGGCCGAGAGAGCUUGGGUACCUUCAGUGGGAUGCCUCCCCGGCAAGAGGGUGAAGCAGGACCCCAAGAGAUGACGGCCCAGGUGACCAGCCCUGGGGGCAAGACGGAGGAUGCAGAGAUCAUAGAAGGCGAGGACAGCACCUACAGCGUGCGCUUUGUGCCCCAGGAGAUGGGCCCCCACACGGUCAACGUGAAAUACAGGGGCCAGCAUGUGCCUGGGAGUCCCUUCCAGUUCACUGUGGGGCCCCUUGGGGAGGGUGGGGCCCACAAGGUCCGAGCAGGAGGCACAGGGCUGGAUCGGGGCGUGGCUGGUGUUCCUGCCGAAUUCAGCAUCUGGACACGGGAGGCUGGCGCAGGGGGGCUGUCCAUCGCUGUGGAGGGCCCGAGCAAAGCGGAGAUCUCCUUCGAGGACAGGAAGGACGGCUCCUGUGGGGUCUCCUACAUCGUCCAGGAGUCGGGCGACUAUGAGGUGUCCAUCAAAUUCAAUGAUGAGCACAUACCUGACAGCCCCUUUAUCGUGCCCAUUGCCAGCGUGUCAGACGAUGCGCGGAGGCUCACCGUCACCAGCCUGCAGGAGAUGAGUCUCAAGGUGAACCAGGAGGCCUCGUUCGCUGUGCAGCUGAACGGGGCAAGGGGCGUCAUCGACGCCAAGGUGCAUAUGCCCUCGGGGGCUGUCGAGGAGUGCUACGUGACUGAGCUGGACAGCGACAAGUACGCAAUCCGCUUCAUCCCGCGGGAGAACGGAAUCCACUCCAUUGACGUCAAGUUUAACAGCAGCCACAUACCAGGCAGCCCUUUCAAGAUCCGUGUUGGGGAGCCAGGCCAGGCUGGGGACCCUGGGAUGGUGUUGGCCUUUGGGCCUGGAUUGGAGGGAGGCACCACAGGCGUGUCCUCAGAUUUCAUCGUGAACACCUGCAACGCCGGAUCUGGCGCCCUGUCCGUCACCAUCGACGGGCCCUCCAAGGUGAAGAUGGACUGUAUCGAGUGUCCUGAGGGCUACAAGGUCACAUACACGCCGAUGGCCCCUGGGAACUACCUGAUCUCUAUAAAGUAUGGAGGACCACAGCACAUCGUGGGCAGUCCCUUCAAAGCUAAAGUCACAGGGGCGCGACUGUCGGGGGGGCACAGCUUGCACGAGACCUCAUCGGUGCACGUGGAGACGGUCACCAAGACGUCCUCCGUGGCUGGGGCCUACGGCUCGAUGCCCAAGUUCUCCUCAGACGCCAGCAAGGUGGUGUCCCGGGGCGCUGGGCUCUCCAAGGCCUUCGUAGGACAGAAGAACACCUUCACCGUAGACUGCUCCAAAGCAGGCACAAACAUGCUGAUGGUGGGCGUGCACGGGCCGAAGACCCCGUGCGAAGAAGUGUACGUCAAGCACAUGGGCAACAGAAUGUACAACGUCACGUACACGGUGAAGGAGAAGGGAGACUACAUCCUCAUAGUCAAAUGGGGAGACGAGAACGUUCCGGGCAGCCCCUUCCACGUCACUGUACCGUAAAAUCACCCCCCAAGCCCCGAAAUGUCCAGAAAUCCCAAAGGACAGACUUCCAUAAAACUGAACCAAAAAAAACAUGUUUAUCUCACUGGGAUAAGAACCUGAACAGCCGCAGUAAAAUCUUAGUAUUAACUUAAUUUUUAGGGCUUGUUCGGUAUGACAUCAUACCAACAACCCCAUGGAUAUUUUUCCUCCUUAUUUUGUAACGUCAGCCUUCAAAGCGUUCUUGCCUUUUACGAUAUUUUUGUAUGUUUUAUAGAAUGCGCAGUGGGGAAAUAGUGAUUUUAUUUUUUUUUGUUCCUUUCUGUACUGCCCAUCUCCUAGGCCUGAGGUCCGUUCUAAUCCAAACCUUUUUUCUAUACAGUCCUUAAAGGAAAACUCAACCGGAAAGUGCCUUUUUCGUUCGGUGAGCCACGUUACAAAACACAGGCCAAUAUUAAUCAAGAGAAGAUCACUUUUGACUAUCAGCAAGGAUUUUGAUUUAUUUAUAGUUUUUCUUUGGCUUGUAUAUGACAAGAAUUUGUCUUAUUUUUUGACAUGACGAUGGAAAAAAAAACACACUGAAUAGCCUGGUAGGUUUUUCUGUCGUGUACCAGCCCAGGUUGAAGGAUUGGUUUGAUUGACCUUUUGUACCGAUAAAAAAAAGCGUAGGGAUGGUUGGUCACGCGGACGGUGCCAUUAAACAGUGUUAAAGAGUGACGUUUUAUGGUGUUUUGUAUGUAUUAAAAAUGAAAGGAAAUUCUAAUUGUUUGAUAUAUUAACCUGCUGUUUGGUAAGACUCUGCAGACUUAAUAAAGAUUUAACUGCUAACUUGCCACAAAAAGCACAA